AUUCACCUCCGUCCACGGCUGAGCGCACCAACGGAAGUACAAAAGGCGUAAACAAAGCUCCAACCAUUUACGGAUUUCAGGAUUUUCAGCACAACAAUCACUUUUUCUCUCCACAAAUGAAUACGCAGUAAAUCAUAGGCAUCGGGAACCCAACUCCAGAUACUGAGCAAACAAACCAUCAAUCACACAUUUCAAGGGAGGAUCAAAAUGUCCGGGAUUCCCUUCCAUUCCACUGCGUUGGACACCGGAUCACCGCCGCUCCUGAGGCCACUCCACGAGAGUAACCGAGGGAACCGCUCUCAGUCACUGGCGGCUCUGAUGGGCCGGGUCACCGGGCGGCGUAGCGCGUCGGUGUUGGUGCGCGAGACGGCUGCACGGGAGCUGGAGGAGCGCCGCGCGGACUGGGGGUACUCCAAGCCGGUGGUGGCUCUGGACAUUAUGUGGAACCUGGCCUUCGUGUUCGUCUCUGCCGUUAUGCUGGGGUGCACGCGCGAUGAGAGCCCCAACGUGCCGAUCAGGGUUUGGAUUUGCGGUUACGCAUUGCAGUGUCUGGUGCAUGUGGUGCUGGUAUGGAUCGAGUACCGUCGUAGGAAUUCACCUAUUACUCGUCUCCUAGAGGAGGGAGGAGGCACACGGGAAGGUGGUAGUGAUGAAGAGGAUGAAGAAGAAGAACAAAUAAUAGCAGGUUUGGCUAUUAGCAGCCAAUCCAGUGUUGCAAAACGAUGUGAAUCUGUUAAUACCAUGGCUUCAUUCAUGUGGUGGAUGGCUGGCUUUUACUGGGUAAUCUCAGGUGGCGAUAUUCUUUUGCGCAAUGCUCCACGCCUGUACUGGUCAGCGGUGGUAUUUCUAGCCUUCGAUGUUUUCUUUGCCAUAUUUUGUGUGGUUUUAGCCUGUCUAAUAGGGAUUGCUCUCUGCUGCUGCUUACCUUGUAUAAUUGCAAUCCUUUAUGCUGUUGCUGGCCAGGAAGGUGCUUCAGAGGCAGAUCUCAAUGCCCUUCCCAAGUACAGAUUUCAUAAAUGUCAGGAUAUUGAAAACCCCAGUGUUGGUGCUGGUAAAAUGGUGCCCAUUGAUACAGGAAGCAGUUUCUUGGCUACUGAACGCAUUCUUUUACCUGAAGAUGCAGAAUGUUGCAUAUGUCUCAGUUCAUAUGAGGACGGAAUAGAGCUUCACACUCUCCAUUGUAAUCAUCAUUUUCACAAAACAUGUAUUGUGAAAUGGCUUAAGAUGAACGCUACAUGCCCGCUAUGCAAGUUCAACAUUCUCAAGGAGAAUGACCAGGUUUAAACUAUAAAAACAACAGGUGAACAAAAUCAUAAACCUUUCAGCCUGUGUAAAAAUUCAAAUUUUGUCAAAAUACGGAGUGGGGGUAUGGAUGUUGUUAACACGCUCUUUGCCGUCAGCAGUUGCAUUGUAACCAGUUGAGCUUCAAAUCCUGUUUUGGCAAUCUGCAUUUUGUUUUUCUCUUAGUUAAAUUGUCUUAAGUGCACUGUAGACUUUUAGGAGGAAAAACAAAAAAGGUUUAUUACCUGAUAUUGUAAAUUAUUUUGGUUCCAUUGCUGUGCUCAAUUGAUAGAAAUGUCAUGUAACUUGUGAGUUGUGAUUAUAUUGAUGUAAACAAAACAUUAAGUGGCGUAGGCAGGCACUCAAACUGGGCUGGGCCGAUACAAACUUUUGCUUGGAUUUUUUAACACAUACUACGUAAUAUUUAUACUAAUAUUUUAGACAUUUUUUUAAAUUUGGGCUAAGUCA
Cuscuta epithymum is the source of this 1749-nucleotide messenger RNA. NCBI's taxonomy places the organism in Eukaryota, Viridiplantae, Streptophyta, Magnoliopsida, Solanales, Convolvulaceae. The record is from the annotation of a GenBank genome assembly.